AUGGCGGACCUCCUUAAAGGAUCUAACGACCCAAAGGGCCCUCAAGCCUUCGAGCCGGAAAAGCUUAAUAACAUUGGCUUUGCCUCUGUGUCCAAUGGCAUCCCGACCAUCUACUUCUCCGGGGCCGAAACGCAAAAGCUAGCCGAAAGCAUGGGGCACGCCAUUGUGGGUAAGUUUUCUCAUUCUAUCCCAACCGGACUCCAAAUUCAAAAAUCCCUAGAAGGUGUUAAAUUUCGGCGUGGUUUUAGUUGGAAAUACUUUAACGCUAAACAUAUCCUUAUUCAAUGCGAGGAUUUGUCGGAUUAUGCACGACUUCUCGGAGGACCAAAGGGAACACCCGUAUGGCUCAUUGAUCGUCACCCAAUGAGGGUUUUUAAAUGGUCCCCGGAUUUCGACACAUAUUGUGAGUCCCCGAUUGUAGCAAUUUGGUGUAAUCUAAUCGGGCUCCCAAUCCACCUCUUUGAUCAAUCCGCCUUAUUCGCCAUCGGCAAGCUCCUUGGUACCCCCAUCCAAGUCGACCGAGCCACGGCCAACAAGUCUAGACUAUCCUUUGCUCGAAUUUGCAUUGAGAUAGACAUCACAAAACCGCCUCCCGAAGAAAUAAUCCUUGAUAUUUGUGGUCAAGAAACGGUGCGGCAAGUGCGGUGGGACAAGAUACCAUCUUAUUGCCAAGAAUGCAAGCAUGUUGGUCAUGCGAGUGAUGUUUGCUAUGCAACGGGGAAGAGGGAAAGGCCACCGAGGAGGAACUACCACACCGCCCCACCAAAUCAGCCACAACCCGCGGACCAAGGAGGGAAAGGAAAGUAA
This is a messenger RNA of Salvia splendens (bonfire salvia), 807 nucleotides long. RefSeq lists its product as uncharacterized. Lineage: Eukaryota; Viridiplantae; Streptophyta; Magnoliopsida; Lamiales; Lamiaceae. The coding region runs from base 1 to 807 and encodes 268 amino acids. The transcript has a single exon. The record is from RefSeq and is a predicted model, not a curated record.